CUCUCGUGCGGUUUCAAGUGUAAGGUUUUCUUCUGUUUUUAUCAAAAUCGCACACGAAUUCUUGCGUUUUUGCAGUAUUUCAGCGCCGAAUAGCAGCAACGUGUAGAUUUUGUCUUGCCCGCAACUACCGUGUCUGAAAUCAGGAAUAGCCAGCCGAAAUUUACUUUCCAAAGUCCACUCUCAAGCAUUUUAUCGAAUACUUGGUGAAAAUCUUUUCACCGCCUUUUGGGAUUGCUUCAAAUGCACUGAGACAAGAAGGGAAAAACAUGCAGUCAACAUUUGCUUCGAGGUGUUUGGAGAUCAUGAGUCGCUCCACGCCUUCUCGUUGUUUUAAUCAAAUUUCGCAGGCAGUUCUGCACCCACCUCGCGUUGCGAUUGAAUCUAAUCUGAGCUCCGUUUUUCCUGGAGCUAGAAUUCUGUCAAGUAAACCCAGGUUGUGGAGCUCCGCAAGAACGAGGCCGCAUGUGCUCAAGCUCAACGCUUUCCUCUCCGAUUUCCCCUCUAGACCUCCUCAGAACCCCAUUUCCUCGCCCAAUGGGCAUGCUCUGUUUUCAACAGAGGCAAAACCAGCAACAAAGCAAGAGCAGACGACGACAUUGAAGAGAAUUGGAGCUUCUGGAGAGCAAGUCGCAGAUACUAAAAUCAUCGCAACUCUCGCUAAAUACCUUUGGAUGAAAGAUAAUGUUGAAUUUCGGUUUCGUGUCAUUGCGGCCUUGGGCCUCCUAAUUGGCGCCAAAGUUGUUAAUGUUCAGGUGCCGUUCUUGUUUAAGCUUGCUGUUGAUUGGUUGGCAACAGCCACUGGCAAUGCUGGUGCUCUUGCUGAAUUUACUGCUGCUAAUUCAACUAUAUUAGCUCUUUUUGCAAGCCCAGCUGCGAUUCUGAUUGGAUAUGGUAUAGCGCGGUCAGGGGCAUCUGCUUUUAAUGAACUGCGAACUGCAAUAUUCUCUAAGGUGGCUUUGAGAACAAUUCGACAGGUUUCCCGGAAGGUCUUUUCACAUUUGCAUGAGCUUGACUUACGAUAUCACCUUAGUCGAGAAACAGGUGCUCUUAAUCGAACUAUUGAUCGUGGUAGCCGAGCUAUAAAUUUUAUUCUUUCAUCAAUGGUCUUCAAUGUUGUACCUACUAUAUUAGAGAUAUCAAUGGUAUCUGGCAUCCUUGCCUAUAAGUUUGGAGCACCAUUUGCAUGGAUUACUUCUUUGUCUAUGGCAGCAUAUAUAGCUUUCACAUUAGCUGUGACACAGUGGAGAACCAAGUUUAGGAAGGCAAUGAAUAAGGCUGAUAAUGAUGCUAAUACACGUGCCAUUGAUUCUUUAAUUAAUUAUGAGACUGUCAAGUAUUUCAACAAUGAAGCUUUUGAAGCUGAUAAGUAUGAUGAGUUUCUCGAGAGAUAUGAAGAUGCAGCCUUAAAAACCCAAAGAAGUCUUGCCUUUUUAAACUUUGGCCAGAAUUUGCUAUUUAGUGCAGCUAUCUCAACAGCCAUGGUAUGGUGUUCAAGUGGGAUAAUGAACGGCAAUAUGACCGUUGGAGACUUGGUCAUGGUAAACGGGCUACUUUUUCAACUUUCUCUUCCACUCAACUUCCUUGGAAGUGUAUAUAGAGAAACAAUUCAAAGUUUGGUGGACAUGAAGUCCAUGUUCCAAUUACUUGAGGAAAAGUCCGAAAUUGUGGAUGCGGAUGAUGCCAAGCCUUUGAAACUAUAUGGGGGUACUGUUGAAUUUGAAGAUGUUCACUUCAGUUAUCUGCCAGAUAGGAAGAUUCUUGAUGGGAUAUCAUUUGUUGUGCCAGCUGGGAAAAGUGUAGCUAUUGUUGGUACCAGUGGAAGUGGGAAGUCUACCAUUCUAAGACUGCUUUUCAGAUUCUUCGACACCCAUUCUGGAUGUAUAAAAAUAGAUGGGCAAGAUAUUCGAACAGUAACACUUGAAAGCCUUAGGAAAUCCAUUGGUGUUGUUCCUCAAGAUACUGUGCUGUUCAAUGAUACUAUAUUCCAUAACAUACAUUACGGUCGCCUUUCAGCAACAGAAGAGGAGGUAUAUGAUGCUGCUCGUCGGGCAGCAAUUCAUGACACGAUCAUGAAUUUCCCUGAGAAAUAUUCAACUGUCGUAGGGGAAAGAGGACUUAAGUUGAGUGGCGGUGAAAAGCAACGAGUAGCACUUGCUCGUACAUUCUUGAAAGCACCUCCAAUAUUGUUUUGUGAUGAAGCUACAAGUGCGCUUGACAGCACAACCGAGGCAGAGAUUCUAAAUGCACUGAAAUCCCUGGCAAAUGAUCGGACUUCAAUUUUUAUUGCUCAUAGGCUCACAACGGCAAUGCAAUGUGAUGAGAUUGUUGUUCUGGAGAACGGGAGAGUAGUAGAACAAGGACCACAUGAUGUUCUAUUGUCGAAGUCUGGCAGAUACGCCCAACUUUGGACACAGCAAAAUUCUACCGUUGAUGCCAUUGAUGCAGCCAUCAAGCUGGAGGCUUGAACUCCACAUUCUCUAUUUGCUUGUGCGCUACAAAUAGGGAAAAAGAGUGCAUAUAUUUGAGGUUUCAUUCUCAGAGUUAUCUAAACUUCUGCAGAAAUCACAUACAUUGUAACUAUUGUAGGUCUAUAUUUGAUUUUUUUUUUUUUUUUUUUUUUACCAAUUUUGGCUCUAGCAGCAUUCAUGUAAUCAUAUGCAUGAGGGUCCUUUUUCUCUUUCGUUCCUUUUUCUCUUUCGUUUAUUUUAAAGAUUGU
Molecule: messenger RNA, 2716 nt
Organism: Sesamum indicum (sesame)
Lineage: Eukaryota; Viridiplantae; Streptophyta; Magnoliopsida; Lamiales; Pedaliaceae
Gene: ABCB25
Product: ABC transporter of the mitochondrion 3
Biological process (GO): intracellular iron ion homeostasis; transmembrane transport
Cellular component (GO): mitochondrial inner membrane
Molecular function (GO): ATP binding; ABC-type transporter activity; ATP hydrolysis activity
Source: RefSeq, a predicted model, not a curated record